AUGGAUGCGAGCAAUAAUGUUGUUCGCUGCGCCAACAAUAGCUUCGGAAGAAAUGCAUCCAUCGCGGCCAGCUUUAGGAAUGACAUUCUUGAGGUUUUCUCAAGUUCGUCGCGAGUCCAUGAAGAAGAGGACGACGAUGAAGCCCUAAAAUGGGCAGCAUUGGAAAAGCUCCCCACUUUUGAUCGACUAAGAAAAGGCCUUUUGGUCGGAUCGGGAGGAGCCAUCCACGAGGUCAAUGUACAAGAUCUCGGGUUUUCGGAGAAAAAGCAGUUGCUCGAAAGGCUGGUUAAGGUUGUUGUAGAGGACAACGAGAAAUUUCUCCUAAGGCUCAAAGAUCGAGUCGACAGGGUUGGAUUAGAAUUACCGAAAAUAGAAGUUCGGUUCGAACAUUUAAAUGUUGACACGGAAGUUCAUGUUGGGAAAAGAGCCUUGCCAAGUUUCAAGAACUUCUUUAUUGGCAUCUUUGAGGGAAUUGCUACCUAUCUGCAUAUAAUUCCAAGUAGAAAGAAGCAUAUUUCUAUCCUUGAUGACGUCAGCGGAAUUGUGAAGCCUGGCAGAAUGACGCUUCUCUUAGGUCCUCCGAGUUCGGGGAAGACAACAUUGUUGUUAGCUUUGGCUGGGAAGCUCGAUCCUCAUUUAAAGUUUUCUGGCAGUGUGAGUUAUAAUGGGCAUAAUAUGAAGGAGUUUGUGUCCCGAAGAAGUGCAGCUUAUAUAAGCCAAAACGAUGUCCAUAUAAGUGAAAUGACCGUAAGAGAAACAUUGGAAUUCUCAGCAAGAUGUCAAGGAGUUGGGAACAACCUUCUAAUGCUUGAGGAGCUCUUGAGAAGGGAAAAGGCAGCGAAUGUAAUGCCCGAUCCUGAUAUCGACGUAUACAUGAAAAUUGCAGCUAUGGGCGGACAAGAUGCCAAUGUUGUCACAGACUAUAUCAUGAAGAUUUUAGGAUUGGAAGGUUGUGCUGACACCCUGAUCGGAGACCACAUGCUCCGGGGAAUCUCCGGCGGCCAGCGGAAACGCGUCACGACCGGAGAAAUGCUGGUCGGCCCGGCAAAGGCCUUCUUCAUGGACGAGAUAUCGACCGGUUUGGACAGCUCCACCACCUUCCAAGUUGUCAACUCCAUCAGACAAUUCGUCCACAUCCUCGACGGCACGGCCAUCAUUUCCCUCUUACAGCCCGAGCCCGAGACAUACAACCUAUUCGACGACAUCGUUUUGGUAUCCGAAGGGAAGGUUGUCUAUCAAGGCCCUCGCGAGAAUGUGCUCGAGUUCUUCGAAUCCAUGGGGUUCAAAUGUCCCGAUAGAAAAGGCAUCGCCGACUUCUUGCAAGAAAUUAUAUCGAAGAAAGAUCAGCAGCAAUAUUGGGCUGAUCAGGACAAGCCUUACCGGUUCAUCGCAGUCGGGGAAUUCGCUGAGUCGUUUAAAUCCUUCCACAUUGGACAAAAGCUAAUGUCCGAAUUGUCGAUCCCGUUCGACAAGAGUCGAAGCCAUCCGGCUGCUUUGGCAACGGGGAAGUACGGCGUAGGCAAAAUCGAGCUUCUAAAAGCUUGUUUCGCAAGAGAAAUUUUGCUGAUGAAGCGUAACUCCUUCGUAUAUAUUUUCAGGAUUUGUCGGCUUGCUUUCAUGGGAUUCGUCGCGAUGACUCUGUUCUUGCGGACGAGGUUUCAUCGCAACGUAAGAGAUGCGUAUGUAAUUAUCGGAGCUCUUUAUUACUCGGUGGGCACGAUCGCGUUUGGUGGUAUCGCGGACAUAGCCAUGACUAUGCAAAAGCUUCCCGUCUUCUACAAGCAGCGCGACUUUUUCUUUUAUCCGCCAUGGGCUUAUGGUCUUCCCUUGUGGCUAGUUAAGGUUCCGGCGCAAGCUAUUGAGGCCGCGGUCUAUGUGGUGAUUUCUUACUACGUAGUAGGAUACGAUCCAAACGUUGGGAGAUUGUUCAAGCAGUUCUUGGUGUUGUUUGUCUUGAACCAGACCAUGUCCUCGACGUUUCGAGUAAUUGCGGUAGUUGGUCGGAACAUGGUUCUGGCAAACACUUACGGCUUUUUCGUGUUGCUCUUGUUCUUGGGAAUGAGCGGUUAUGUUCUAGCAAGAGAUCGCGUAAAGAAGUGGUGGUUAUGGUCGUACUGGACUUCCCCGUUGAUGUAUGCGCAAAAUGCACUCGUCGUGACCGAGUUCACCGGGCACAAAUGGGGGCGGUUUGUCCCGGAGGCGAAUAUGUCGUUGGGCGUCAUGAUUUUGAAGUCGAAAAGCUACUUCUCGAGCGCGUAUUGGUAUUGGAUCGGUUUCGGGGCGUUGAUCGGUUUGUUGCUUCUGUACAACUUGUGUUUUGUACUCGCGCUAACAUAUCUCAACCCUUUGGGAAAGCCUCAGUCGAUAUUGAUGACGGAUAAUUCACCGAGCGACGAGAAUGCAAGCAAUGUUUUAGAUGCGCAAAGCGACGAGAAUGGAAGUCGACGAAUUGUGCUUCCGUUCCAACAACAUUGGAUCACGUUCGAUGAGAUUAAGUACUCAGUCGACAUGCCUCAAGCGAUGAAAGAAUGCGGUGCAACCGAGGAUCGAUUAGUUCUUUUAAAGGGCAUAAGCGGGGCGUUUAGGCCGGGCGUUUUGACUGCGCUAAUGGGAGUUAGCGGCGCGGGUAAAACGACGCUUAUGGAUGUUCUUGCAGGUCGAAAAACAGGUGGAUAUAUCGAAGGGGACAUCAUGAUAUCGGGAUAUCCGAAAAAGCAAGAAACUUUCGCUCGAAUAUCUGGCUACUGCGAGCAGAACGACAUUCAUUCGCCGUAUUUAACAGUGCACGAAUCGCUCGUCUUCUCAGCGUGGUUGCGCUUGCCACAAGAUGUCGAUGCUCAAAUUCGAAAGAUGUUUGUGGAGAAGGUGAUGGAGCUCGUCGAACUAACGCCGUUGAGGCGAGGAAUAGUCGGGUUUCCGGGAGUUAGUGGUUUGUCAGCCGAGCAACGAAAGAGGCUUACUAUCGCGGUCGAGUUGGUAGCGAAUCCGUCGAUAAUCUUUAUGGACGAGCCGACUUCAGGGCUCGAUGCUAGAGCUGCAGCCAUUGUGAUGAGAACGGUUAGAAACACCGUGGACACGGGAAGGACCGUAGUUUGUACCAUUCACCAACCGAGCAUCGACAUAUUUGAAUCUUUCGACGAGCUAUUGUUGAUGAAGCGCGGGGGGCAAGAGAUAUACGUCGGGCCAUUGGGGCGACAUUCUCGUGAUCUUAUUAACUACCUCGAGGGGGUCGAGGGAGUGCCGAAGAUCCAAGAUGCAUAUAAUCCGGCUACGUGGAUGCUCGAGGCAACAUCCUCGGCGCAAGAAACUAUCACGGGGAUCGAUUUUGCGGAGAUUUAUAAAAACUCGGAACUUUACAAGAGAAACAAAGCUUUGAUUCGCGAGUUGAGUCGACCUCGGCCGGGAUCGAGCGAUCUUCACUUCCCGACGCGAUACGCGCAACCUUUCCUCACUCAAUGCAAGGCUUGCCUAUGGAAGCAACAUUGGUCCUAUUGGCACAAUCCUCUUUAUAGCGCGAUAAAAAUCGUCUAUACAUUUUUGCUAUCCUUCGUAGUCGGUUCGAUGUUUUGGGAUCUCGGCUCGAAAAGGAACACGCAAAAAGAUAUUUUCAACGCCAUGGGAUCGAUGUACAUAUCCGUUUUUCUUCUCGGAAUGCAAGGUGGAUCGGCCGUGCAACCUUUGGUCGCCGUGGAGCGAGCGAUCUUUUAUAGAGAAAAGGCGGCCGGAAUGUACUCCGCCUUGCCUUUUGCUUUCGGGCAGGCAGUGGUUGAGAUACCGUACAUUUUUAUGCAAACUAUCAUAUACGGUACCCUUGUUUACGCUAUGAUUGGGUUCGAAUGGACGGCGAAGAAGUUCUUGUGGUACAUUUACUUCAUAUUCUUCACGAUGUUAUACUUUGCUUUCUACGGCAUGUUUGAUGUGGCUGUCACGCCGAACCAACAAGUUGCAAGUAUCAUAUCAAGUGCAUUAUACUCGAUAUGGAACCUUUUCUCCGGCUUCGUCAUUCCAAGGCCGAAAACACCGGUAUGGUGGAGAUGGUUCCAUUAUGUGUGUCCCGUAUCGUGGACCUUAUACGGUUUGGCCGCGUCCCAAUUCGGCGAUCUGCAAGAUAAAUUCGAGCUCGAGCUCGGGCUCGAAAGCGCUGAACAAACAGUUGCAGAUUUUGUGAGAAGUAACUUUGGGUUCAGACACGAGUUUCUUGGUGUUGUAAUGUUUAUAGUUCUCUUAUUUGGACUUGCUUUCGCCAUCUCGUUUGCUCUAUCCAUUAAGGCAUUUAAUUUUCAAAAGCGAUGA
Andrographis paniculata is the source of this 4293-nucleotide messenger RNA. Its product is annotated as pleiotropic drug resistance protein 1-like. The coding region runs from base 1 to 4293 and encodes 1430 amino acids. The transcript is spliced from 22 exons. Gene Ontology annotation, molecular function: ABC-type transporter activity; ATP binding; ATP hydrolysis activity. Gene Ontology annotation, cellular component: membrane. NCBI's taxonomy places the organism in Eukaryota, Viridiplantae, Streptophyta, Magnoliopsida, Lamiales, Acanthaceae. The record is from RefSeq and is a predicted model, not a curated record.